UAUGAUGCUAUAUUUUUUUGUUUUUGUUGGUGCUGUAAAUGUACGAUAUGUACAUUUGAAACUACAAAGUGCUUGUUAAAUGGAUAAGGCUGAUCAUGAAGAAAGUUUUUUGGUCGUCAAUAUGGAAGACAUCUUUAAUUGUGAUUUCUCACUAAACCUUUCCUUUAAGUUUGGGGUCGAUAAUCAGGAAAACAUGUUAACCCUUGAAAACCAAGAACAUAUAUUAACAGUUUUGAGGGAGGAUUGGAAAAGACGACAAAAAUUAUGCACAAUAACACUGAUAUGUUACAUUGUGCACAUGUUAUAUUUAUUGAAAUGUAUGUCUACGAGGGUUGACAAAUCCAUCUCCCAUAAAUUGGUUGGGCGAGAACAAAUUCGAGCUACCUUAAUGCAACAGUUAAGAGAAACUCAUAGGUAUCGUGACAUCCUACGCAUGGGCCCUAAUGCAUUUCUUCAAUUGUGCGAGAAAUUAAGAGCAACAUGUCAAGUGAGAGAUACAAAACAUGUUACAGUAGAGGAGCAAGUUGCUAGGUUCUUGUAUAUAAUAGCUCAUAAUGUGAAAACUAGAACCGUUUCUUUUUUCUACCACCGGUCUGGAGAAACUGUUAGCCGUCACUUCCAUGCUGUGCUACGGGCAAUUAUUUUACUAGAAGAUGAAUUUCUUCGACAACCAUCUGCAUCCAUUAUUUCUCCGGCGAUCCUUCACAAUCAUAGAUUUUAUCCUUAUUUUAAGGAUUGUAUUGGAGCUAUAGAUGAAACACAUUUUCGUGUCAAAGUACCCAUAGGAGAUCAACCCAAAUUUCGAUGGAGAAAAGAUUGGCCGACACAAAUUGUAUUAGCUGCAUGUGAUUUCGAUAUGAAGUUCACUUAUGUAUUAACGGGUUGGGAAGGAACAGCAUCUGACUCAAAAGUUCUUAAGAAUGCAUUAUCGAGGGAUGAUAAUCUUAAACUUCCACGAGGAAAAUUUUGUCUUGGGGAUGCUGGAUUUAUGCUGAAGCAUGGAUUAAUUACCCCAUACCGAGGUGUAAGGUAUCACUUAAAAGAGUAUGCAAGACGUGGCCCAGAAAAUGAAAAGGAAUUAUUUAAUCUUCAUCAUGCUUCAUUGAGAAAUGUUAUCGAAAGGUCAUUUGGAGUUUUGAAGAAAAGAUUUGCAAUAAUCACAAGCGACACUGAACCACAUUAUGACUUUGAAACUAUGACUGAAAUUGUGCUAGCUUGUUGCAUAUUACAUAACUUUUUAAUGGGUGUAGAUCCUGAUCCACAUCUCAUAGCUCAAGUUGAUCGAGAACUACAAGAAAAUAAUCCAGAAGAGGAUGAAAUAGUUCGACAUGAAUAAGAUGAAGACUAUAGGCAGGGAGCCAUGUUAAGGGAUAAAAUAGCUACUCAAAUGUGGGCUGACUAUCAACUAGGGCUCUGAUCACUCAUUUAAAAAAUUUUGCAAAUAAAGUUAUUAGUUGUAUUAUGUGUGCGCUGAGUUGAUAUUAUAACUUUGAUUUGUUAUUAUUGAAUUCAUGUUACCUCUUGAUGUGUUAUUAUAUUCUGUUUAAUGACUUUGGUGUGCAAUUAUUGAAUCAAGUUGUCACAUGUUGUACUUAUGGAGUGUAUUGAAUCUUUAUUUAUUGAAUAACUGAUAAGAUAGUUUACAAAAACUUUGAUUUAAGAUUAUGGAUGUUAUUUCUAUCCACUUGUUUUGUAGAUUGACAAGUGUUAAUGGCAAAGAGAGCAUCAUGCCAAGGUGAGGCUACUAGUCGGGAUACCUUAAGAUGGACCGACGAAAUGGAUACAACCUUCAUUGAUGCUUUGAUUGAAGAAUGUCGCAAAGGAAAUAGAGUGGAUGGCACAUUUACUACAAUGGCAUAUGACAAUGUACUUUCACUUUUGAGAUCUAUCUAUGGUAAUCACCUCUGCAAAGAGAAUUUUAAGAAUAGACUCAAGACUUUAAAAGAUCAUUUUGAAGUUUGUUAUGAUCAUUUUCAUGGGCUUAGUGGAUUUUCUUAGAAUCCAAUUACAAAGAUAUUUGAGGCUG
This is a messenger RNA of Arachis ipaensis, 2026 nucleotides long. Lineage: Eukaryota; Viridiplantae; Streptophyta; Magnoliopsida; Fabales; Fabaceae. The record is from RefSeq and is a predicted model, not a curated record.